Messenger RNA from Mixia osmundae IAM 14324, 1969 nucleotides. RefSeq lists its product as uncharacterized. Gene Ontology annotation, biological process: endocytosis; Golgi to endosome transport. The coding region runs from base 43 to 1521 and encodes 492 amino acids. The record is from RefSeq and is a predicted model, not a curated record. The transcript has 9 exons. Lineage: Eukaryota; Fungi; Basidiomycota; Mixiomycetes; Mixiales; Mixiaceae. Gene Ontology annotation, cellular component: endosome; plasma membrane; clathrin vesicle coat. Gene Ontology annotation, molecular function: clathrin binding; phospholipid binding.
ACAGCGCUUGAGCGGCGAUUGGCAAGCGUCGUAGCGGGCAAGAUGGACUUUAUCGAGUCGCUGGCCAAGCAGGCGUCCCAGAUAACGAUGUACGACGUCAAGUCGAUGUACAAUCAGGCCAAGAAUGUCGUCCUCAACUACACAGAAAUGGAAGCCAAAGUGAGGGAGGCAACCAACGACGAUCCCUGGGGAGCCUCGUCGACCUCAAUGACAGAGAUAGCCCAAGCGACGAAUGACUACGCGCUGUUCAACGAGAUUAUGCCGACGAUAUACUCGCGCUUUACCGAGAAAGAAGCACAUCAAUGGCGUCAGAUCUACAAGGCGCUUCAGUUGCUCGAGUAUCUCGUCAAGCACGGAUCAGAACGCGUCGUCGAUGAUGCGCGCACACAUGUCGCGAUGAUCAAGAUCCUCCGCAACUUUCACUACAUAGACGAAAAGGGCAAGGACCAAGGGAUCAAUGUUCGCAAUAGGUCCAAAGAGCUGGCAGACCUCCUCUCAGACAUAGACAGGGUCCGCCAAGAACGCAGAAAAGCUCGCGCUGCCAAGACAAAGUAUGCCGGCACAGGCAACAGUAGCAAUGGCCCAUCUUUCACGACCGCCAGUGGAAGCAAAUACGGUGGAUUUGGCAGCGACUCCUACACAGGACCAUCGUCAUCACGAUGGGACGAGCCAGUGACGCAUAGCUACAACGAUGCAGCCUCGACUGCGAAAAGACAAGACAAGGAUUGGGAGGAGUAUGACGAAGGUGAAGACGAUCGUGCGCCAGCUCGGUCUUCAUCUACCCACACGACCACCACUGCGGCAAAGGCAAAGACAGCUACACCCGCGAAACCUGCACCUGUCAAAGAAGUCGACCUCUUUGAUUUUGGCGAUGAUGAGCCUGCGCCGGCGCUCGCGCCGGCCGCAGCCGCGACGAUUGCAGACGACGACUUUGACGACUUCCAGAGCGCUCCCGUCUCUCCGCCUGUGCCCGCAGCCAUGCCGGCCCCUGCGCAACCUCAGGCCGCAUCGCGUCCGCAGGCAGCCAAGCCUACCUUCUUCGAUAUGAUGAACCAAUCGCCUGUCAAAAGCCAGCCUGCCGCUGCUUCGCCUGCGCCCACAAUGACGCCCUUGCGCGCAUCUCCCGCUUCUGCUGUCUCGCCUCUUCCUGCACAGCAACGAGCCCAAUCAGCUCUGGCGCCUCAACCGAUGAUGCAGCCCAUGACCGCCCGACCUUCUACGGCCGCACCGAUGACGGCCAAGCCCAAUUAUAUGGCCGCAGCUGCGCCGAUGCCCUCGUACGGCAACGGUGCGCCGACCUAUCGCUCGUCUAGCCAGCUCCAAGCGACCGCACAGGCAAGUCUGCCCGCAUCGACCAAGGCAGACGCAUUUGACGAUCUACUCGACUUCAUGGGCUCAUCAAGUAAGAAGCCAACUGGCAGCAAUCAGACGAGUAUGGCCUCUCUCGCAGCACAAAAGUCAUCGAGCAGCAUUUGGCAGAGCUCGGGCGGCUCUACUGGUAACAACAGCUCGCUAUUCUAGCGCUUCGGAAAUGUGCUUGUACAGAUAUGCAUCGUGACUCACACUGGUCCUUCGAAGACUUCGUCAAACCACGUCUUUGCCUUGCCUUGCCAGAACCGCUUCCGUCUCGCACUUCCGCCGAAGAAGAUUGCAGGCAAGAUCAGGAUGUCGUGUGCGCCAGCUUUGAAGCUCACGCUCGUUACGUCGACGCCGCAGUUUUUCAUCCGUUCCUUAAGCCGCAUGAUCUCUGCGUGAAGGACUUCUGCUUUGGCGCUAUGUAUGAACGUUUUGGGGAAUUCGCUGAAUAGCGUUUCAAGCUCGUCGGACGUGAGAUUUUGGGAAGCAGGCGAGACAUAAGGACUCGAGACGAUCAACGGCGAAUUAGCCGCACCGACGAAAUUGUUGAUGCAAUACUUGCCCGCAGUGUUCAUGUCGAUAAUGUCUUCCGCGUAGCCGAAUCCGGAGGGCU